Naegleria fowleri is the source of this 1650-nucleotide messenger RNA. RefSeq lists its product as uncharacterized. Lineage: Eukaryota; Heterolobosea; Eutetramitea; Acrasida; Naegleriidae. The transcript is spliced from 4 exons. Gene Ontology annotation, molecular function: metalloendopeptidase activity. Bases 1 to 1650 code for a protein of 549 amino acids. The record is from RefSeq and is a predicted model, not a curated record. Gene Ontology annotation, biological process: proteolysis.
AUGUUGAGAAAGAGUCUUUCUUUGUGCCUUCUUCCAAGUUGUUCCUCGUUAUUGAAGAUCAACCGCAAUGGCUGCACUGAAUUCUGGAAGAAGAAGAUGAAACACCCUAGUUCUCCUGGAUCAUCAUCUCGCUUCAUCAAAUCUAACAACAAUAUACUGUUCCAACAUGAUCCAUCAUCCUCUUCCUCCUUCUCAUCAUCAUUAUCAAUACACUUGAUCCGAUCCUUUCAUGAGAGUCUUGUUGUUGUCCGAGAAUCAACCGCAUCAACCUCGGAAACAUCUUUCACGAGAGACUCGAGGCUUUCCUCCUCUACAGACAUACCCUCCUCUUCACUCAACAACAACAACAUUGAGAAUUCAUCUUCUUCUAUCCAUCAUCAUCUCCGAUUUCAAGAGACAGAAUUGAAAUUCCGUAAUGCUCUCCUCUCUUCAGUCAUGGAACAGAGAAAUCGGGACAUUAAGUUUUAUUGGACAUUGUUUACCAUACUGGCAAGUGUGGGUUCUGUGGGUUUUGAAGUCUUGUUUCGUAUCUUGGAGAUGCCUUACAUGGGUGCCGUGUAUGCUGCCUCAUUGUUGGGUUAUGUCUUGUUUCAGAGAACAGUGGCCAUCUAUUCGAAAGGUUCUUGGCUUGCCAAAAGUGUUGGAGCUGUGGAAAUUUGUGAAGAAACAGAGACAUCACCUGAAAAGUUGAGAGUCUAUCGUAUGGUGAAAGAGAUUGCCGAUAGUAUUCAAUUGAAAAUGCCUUCCGUGUGUUAUAUUGAAUGUGAGGAACCAAAUGCAUUUGCAUGUGGAUAUAAUUUAGAUUGUGCUUGUGUGACAGUGACAAGUGGACUUGCAAAAUUGCUCAAUGAUAUGGAAUUGAAAAGUGUAUUGGCUCAUGAAAUUGGACAUGUCAUCAAUGGAGAUAUGAAAACUGGUACUUUGAUUUCUGCAAUGAUUGGUGCUUUUACAUUGGGUCACAAAUUUGCUCGUAAUAUUACAGCGAAAAACAACAGAAAUCAGACAAAUGCAAGCAAUAACAACAAUAGAUCACAAAACAAGAAUGUGGCACAGGCUGAAAAUUUGAUAUUAAUUUUAUCCCUGGCCACAUUACUUGCAGGAAGAAUUAUGGAGUUGGCCAUUUCAAGACAUAGAGAGUAUUCUGCUGAUGCAAUUGCUUCUGCAUUCACACAUCCAUACUACUUACGUGAUGCGCUUCAAAAAAUCAAUAACUAUCAUGCAAAUCCAAAGAAACAUACAAAACGUAUUCAUGAUGGUGGUGCUGAUGAGGAGUCCAAAACAACCCUUAAGGAAUUACCAAAAUAUGAAUCCAUGUCUCAUCUGUACAUUUAUAACGGACUUGAAUCACCUGGUUCAUGGAUAUCAACACAUCCCUCCACGGAGGACCGAUUAGCGAGCUUGGAAUCUGUUGCAAGUAUGAAUGUGGAGGAUUUCUACAAACUUACAAUGGGCUCGUCAGCCAUGAAAGAUCAACGAGCAAAGACAUCUCUUUUUAUUAUUAUUUCGGCUUAUUUGAUUAUCAUUGUGAGCAUUGUUGCCUAUAAUUUGGAAAUGUUGGCUCCUUAUGCAGAAGAAACCUUUUCACACAUUCGACGGGACAUGCUCAUGCUGUACAAGUUUGUGAAUGAAAAUAUCUUGCAAAAGAAAUAA